AUGUCGUGGCUGUAUGUCGCACCUGACUCCCAAUUCUCUUUAGCAAACGUCCCCUUUGGUAUAAUUUCAGACAACGAAAACUCGACUCCCCGUCCUGCCAUUACCAUUGGAGAAUUCGUUCUUGAUCUUGCCGGUUUCAGUUCUGGUGGUGGCUUUGAUCAACUGCCAACUUUUUCUCGAUCUAAUCUUGGUGUUUUCAAGGAACCCACCUUGAACUCCUUUGCUGCCCUGGGAAGACCUGCUCACCGGUCGGCCGCACUCCUCCCCGUUGCGAAUGUCAUCAAUCACUUGCCUCUAAAGAUAGGGGACUACACGGAUUUCUACGCUGGACGAAAUCAUGCGUACAAUAUGGGAGCGCUUUUCCGCGGACCGGACAACGCGUUGGAUGUAGAGCGGAGGCUAGUUUUUCAAUGGCAUGACCCAUGA
Messenger RNA from Clonostachys solani, 426 nucleotides. The record is from the annotation of a GenBank genome assembly. NCBI's taxonomy places the organism in Eukaryota, Fungi, Ascomycota, Sordariomycetes, Hypocreales, Bionectriaceae.